GCAGUUCCUGUUUGUGGCUACUUUCUCCACUUUCCUGCUCUGCUGCGUGGAAUACGACAUCCUCUUCGCCAACCAGCCUGUCAAUCACACCCAUCCCGGAGGAGGAAGAGGAGGAGGAGGAAGGCCGUUCGUCCCGGAGCGGACCAAGGUGACUCUGCCGGACGCCAUCUUGCCGGCGGGAGAGUGCGCCGAAAGCAUCCAGGCCAACAGCGGUAUCAUUUUCCUACUCGUCAUGGCGGCCAUUUUCUGGCUCUACCGUUUGGUGAAGGUCUUUUACAGCCUGUUGGGCUACUGGGAGAUCCGCUCAUUUUACACCAAGGCCCUCAAGAUCCCCUCGGCGCAGCUGUGCAACUGCAGCUGGCAGGAGGUGCAGGCCCGCCUGAUCUCCCUCCACCGGGAGCAGCAACUCUGCGUCCACCGCCGGGAGCUGACCGAGCUGGACAUCCACCACCGCAUCCUCCGCUUCAAGAACUACCUGGUGGCCCUAGUCAACAAGUCCCUACUCCCCGUCCGUUUCCGGCUGCCCCUACUCGGCCGCGGAGUCUUCCUCACCCAGGGCCUCAAGUACAACCUGGAGUUGCUCCUCUUCUGGGGACCUGGCUCGUUCUUCCAGGGCAAGUGGAACCUCCAGCCGCAAUACAAGCGCGCCGGCGCCCGGUUGGAACUCGCGCGCCGUCUGGAACGUAGUUUGCUCCUCCUAGGAGUAGCCAAUUUGUUGCUGUGUCCCUUCAUCCUCGUCUGGCAGGGCCUCUACGCCUUCUUUAGCUACACCGAGGCGCUCAAGCGGGAGCCCGGCAGCCUCGGCGCCCGGCGUUGGUCGCUCUACGGCCGCCUCUACCUCCGGCACUUCAACGAGUUGGACCACGAGUUGCAAACCCGGCUGAGCCGGGGUUACAAACCGGCCGCGAAGUACACCAACUCCUUCGCCAACCCGCUGCUCGCCGUAGUAGCCCGUCACGUCGGCUUCUUCGCCGGCUCCGUCCUGGCCGUCCUCAUCGCCCUGACGGUUUACGACGAGGACGUCCUCACCGUCCAGCACAUCCUGACCGCCAUCACGUUACUAGGGCUAGUAGUCACGCUGGCCAGGGCCUUCAUCCCAGACGAGCACCUGGUGUGGUGCCCGGAGCAGCUACUCCAGUGCGUCUUGGCCCACAUCCACUACAUGCCAGACCACUGGCAAGGAAAUGCCCACAAGGCAGAGACCCGGGAGGAGUUGGCCCAGCUCUUCCAGUACAAGGCGGUCUUCAUCCUGGAGGAGCUACUCAGUCCCAUCGUGACCCCGUUCCUCCUCAUCUUCGCCCUGCGGGCCAAAGCCCUGGAGAUCGUGGACUUCUUCCGGAACUUCUCGGUGGAGGUGGUGGGCGUCGGGGACAUCUGCUCUUUUGCCCAGCUGGACAUCCGUCACCAUGGCAACCCCCAGUGGCUGUCCCAAGGCCGGACGGAGGCCCCCGCCGACCGUCAGGCGGCCGACGGCAAGACGGAGCUCUCUCUGGUCCACUUCGCCCUGGCCAACCCGCGAUGGCAGCCGCCGCCCGAGAGUUCCCUCUUCAUCGGCCACCUGAAGGAAAAGGUCCAGCAAGAGGCCACCCAGGCCCAGCGCCUCCUGGCCGAGGGGCCCCUGGCCACCUCCCUCCUCUCCGACGAGGGGCCCCCGGGGGCCGGGGUGAGUGGCCGGCCUG
Pseudonaja textilis is the source of this 1679-nucleotide messenger RNA. Lineage: Eukaryota; Metazoa; Chordata; Lepidosauria; Squamata; Elapidae. The record is from RefSeq and is a predicted model, not a curated record.